UUGCCGCCGCCGCUGCCGCCGCCGCUGCUGCCACCGUCGCUGCGGCUGUAGUCCUGGCCCAGCCCAGCCCCGGGGUGUGCCCCGCUUGGCGAGACUGACCUUUCUCUGCCGCCUGCCGGUUCCGCCUCGCUCGCCGAGAUCCCCUCCCGGUCCCGGCCCCGUCCUAGGCAGAAGGGGUAUAAUGAGAGGACGUCCAGCGAUUCUGUCUGCGAGAAGAUGAUAAUGGGGCUGAAUGGGAGCGCCACACCCACCAGGAUGGCGGCGGGAGAGGCAAGGAUACAGGGUCCUACGUCCGGGGCUCCUGGUGCCACUGCCGGCUCCUGGUGCCACUGCCGGCUCCCUGUGUCAUGCACCAGAAGGGAUUCGAACCCGUGUUGCGAUGGUCCCAACUCAGCCCAUCGGAGCCCAGGCUGCUCACGCAGACCUCCCGGGGCCCUUUCCACUGCCCCUGCGCUGAGACGUCUGUUGGCCUGUGCGGCCCUGAUUGCCAGGAGGGAAAGGCUCCAAGAACACAGUGGAUCUUGUGCAUUCCCCCAUUUGUGCCCCCCACCAACCAUCCUGACUCUGACCUGGACCCAGCAGCACUAGGCUUCUGCUGGUGUCCCUGGAGCAUGGGGGGCUGCUGAGUUUGAGUGGCGGUGUCCGGCAGGAGCUGCGUGUCUUGCCUCGUAGCAGGAAGGGUGUCCAUGGCUGCAGCCAACAAGGGCAACAAGCCCAGGGUCCGGAGUAUCCGCUUUGCGGCAGGCCAUGAUGCAGAAGGCUCCCACAGCCACGUCCACUUUGAUGAGAAGCUGCACGAUUCGGUGGUCAUGGUCACCCAGGAGAGCGACAGCAGCUUUCUUGUCAAGGUUGGCUUCCUGAAGAUCCUCCACAGGUAUGAGAUUACCUUUACCCUGCCUCCGGUGCUCGGGCUGAGCAAGGAUGUCCGUGAGGCACCUGUCCCCAGCCUGCACCUCAAGCUCCUCAGCAUCAUGCCCAUCCCAGAAGGUUAUAGCGUCAAGUGUGAGUACUCAGCGCACAAGGAGGGCGUCCUCAAGGAGGAGAUGCUCCUAGCCUGCGAGGGCGGCACUGGUGCCUGUGUGCGCGUGACAGUGCAGGCGCGCGUCAUGGACCGGCACCACGGCACACCCCUGCUGCUGGACGGUGUCAAGUGCGUGGGCGCCGAGCUGGAAUACGACUCGGAGCACAGCGAUUGGCACGGCUUCGACUGAGGCCCUUGCACCCGCCUGCCACGAGGCCCCUCAGCCUUAAACCUCACCUCGUCUCCCCGCCCUGCUGCGUGAUGGUGUGGCUUCCUCGCCUCUGCCCAGGGCGGCGUGGGGGCAGUGUCCAGGGGCCUCCAAGCCGAGGUUUCGCCCACACCUCUCACCUUUGCCUUCAUUCGUGCCACCGCCCUGCCUCUCCCGUGGCCUGCUCUCCCACUUCUUCCUCUCCGUGUGCCUCAGUCUCCUGCUGGAAGUAGUGGAUUGAGCCCCCAAGGAGGCUAUCUGAGGAGGGGAGGGAGAAGGCCAGGGAUAGGUUCUACCUCCCCCCACCCCGAGCCAUAGGGGCUCCAGCCCCGGCUGGGGAGAGGAGGGAGCUGGCUCUGGGAUGCUGUUGCCCCAUUACCGCUGCUGCUGCCUGGCUUUAGCCGACUCUCCCACCCCUCUCUUCCCUACUGCUGUCCACGGCGAGUGGGAGGGUGGUGCAGUCCCCAAGCCCUAACCCCCAGGUCUGUAUUACUUCGUUUUUAAAUGACCGGUUGGGAUAAAACCCUAAAGAAAUAAAAUUUACAAUGGA
Molecule: messenger RNA, 1779 nt
Organism: Loxodonta africana (African savanna elephant)
Lineage: Eukaryota; Metazoa; Chordata; Mammalia; Proboscidea; Elephantidae
Gene: ADISSP
Product: adipose secreted signaling protein
Exons: 8
Coding region: 687-1211 (174 amino acids)
Source: RefSeq, a predicted model, not a curated record